AGGAAAUAGAUAUGUACAAACGACAGUGCGAAUAUAUCUUAGGAAAGUUUUCUUUUGUGUAUUGGGAAAUUUACACAAAUUGUAAUUAUUGGGAAAUUUGUCAAAUUCUGGAAAGUACUUCGUUUGUUCAUAUUUAAGGGCCCGGUUUCAUCCAAUCAUCUUUUAUGGAGAUUUACCCUUAGUAUUAUCAUACAGUUACGUGAUUUGUAGACUACCUGGAGAGAUAAGAUACAGCACGUGUGAAGGAAAAGCAGCCUUUUACCAUCUUGAUAUAGCAUAUCAGAAGACAAAUAUAGACCAUGGAAAGUGGCAUAACAGCAAAAAACAUAUAAGCAGAAAAAGAGAAAAUAGUAUUGCAAAGGGGAGACAAGGAGUCUUGACACGACACGAGUGUUUGUGUGGUCUACAAGCCAUACAUACCCAGGAGAGUCGCCACUCAAGGAGUCUGAGAAUAACCUGAAAAAGCUUUGCUCUACUGAUACACCAUGGCUCGGGAUCGAAGGAGAGGAAUGGGCCUAGGGAUAAUGCUUUUGGCCUACAAAUUGCACAGCAUAGGGAUGAACACUAUACCACCUGUUACUCUUGCUUUGCUAAUUGGACAGUGUCUACUUUUCCUGGGUAUCAUUGAUCCACCUUGGAACAGAUAUGAUGUCUGUCUAAGUGCUGAGCAUAUCCUGUAUUACAAGGACUAUUGGCGAUUAGUACUCUCAGCAAUUGAACAUUCGGAUGAUAUGCAUCUGUAUCACAACAUGAUUUCACUGGUUCUUAAAGGCAGAACACUAGAGAAACUUUUUGGCUCAGUGAAAUUUGCAAUUCUUGUUGUAGUAUUUACAUUGGCAACUAGUCUAACAUAUGUUGGACUGGCUUGGGGAGCCACCGAAGUCUUGGAGAGCUACUCUUAUAUGAAGCAGUGUGCGAUAGGAUUUUCUGGUGUGUUGUUUGCACUGAAAGUCCUGACGACUCACCUUGAAGGAGGAUCUCAUCGUUACAUCCACGGGAUGUCAGUGCCAGCCAAGUAUGCUGUGUGGAUAGAACUAGUGAUUAUUCAUGUUCUUGUCCCUCGGGCCUCUUUCCUUGGUCACCUUGCAGGUAUUUUAGUUGGACUUGCAUAUAUAUGGGGCCCACUGAGAGCACUCGUUGAGAUGAUACAUGCGACCAUCACAGGACCAUAUUCAUAUGAUAGAAGCCACAGAUCAUUUGGCCCAUCCUAUACUUAUAUGCACGGAACAGUUGGUCCGGAACAAAAUUAUGAGAAUGGGAGGCAGAAUUAUGGAUGGAAUUUUGCUAGUGACCAGUAUGAAGCAGGACCAUCUUCUCCAUAUGAAGGAGGAACAAGUACUUCUAAUAUUCCUGCAGAGGAAUUAAGGCGCCGCAGACUGCACAGGUUUCAGUGAACUUCGACUUUAUAUACAAAUAGACACACAAAAUAAGUGCUUUAAAAUAUUUUCAAUAUUUCCUAUUUGAUAUGAAAAAUACCUGAUAUUCAUAGCUAACAAAUAAAACUCUAUAACGUGAAA
Messenger RNA from Penaeus indicus, 1517 nucleotides. RefSeq names its product rhomboid-related protein 4-like. NCBI's taxonomy places the organism in Eukaryota, Metazoa, Arthropoda, Malacostraca, Decapoda, Penaeidae. The record is from RefSeq and is a predicted model, not a curated record. The coding region runs from base 486 to 1394 and encodes 302 amino acids. The transcript is spliced from 9 exons. Gene Ontology annotation, cellular component: membrane. Gene Ontology annotation, molecular function: serine-type endopeptidase activity.